AACCAGAAAUAACAGAUGAUCUUUAAAAAAAUGAUGGCAUCUUCCUCAAACAUAACGGGUGCAUAUUGCGGCUGAAAUCACGCAGGAGUGGCAUCAUCCCAGUGUAGAGAGGUCUACCCCGAUCUUCACUCUCUCACUCCCCCUCCCAUUCUCUUUCUGUAUCUCUCACUGGUCCCACAGUGUAGUACAGCGGACAGGCAGCUAAACAAACAGCGGAAUCUUUUCAGUGAAGACAGCAACAGAGAGAAAGAGAAACGGAUGAGACACCACAGAGAAGCUAUUCUGUGUGAACAACAACCAUCCAGUCCUGUUUUACACCACAUGUGGAAGUGCUCAGAGCUCAUCGGUCCCCAGCCCCUGUUCCCUGCAACAAGUGGAUUUCAACCAAGGCUUAAAUACUGCAGCAUCAGGGCCGUGAUACGUGACGUCUGCAGACCUGGUACGGCGAUCACACCUGAUCCACUGCACAAGAAGACGACACUGCCACAGUCUCAUAGAAGCUAAACUACGUAGAGUCAAAGAAGGGAAAGUAGAUUCAUCAGGGAAGACUCCAGCAGUUGUCCUUCAAGUCAAGAUUUGUGUGAAAAAUUAAUCAGCCACUAACUCUGCUAUACUGGAUAUGAGCAAAUAUGGGGACUCUACAAGAAACCAUGACAAGUCAACAGUUUUGACAGCCCAAAAGGAAAUCCAUUUCCAUGUGAAAGCUAUUUUCUAUACUCUCAAUAGCAAACUUACAUAAGAAUCCAACUUUGUUUCCCUUUAUUUUAAAACACCCCUUCCUCUCCACUCCCAUCAUGAAGAGUGUAUUGACUGCCCACAAUCCUUCCUGUACCACCCUCCUCUUCCUUCCUUUUUUCAUGCUCCUAUGCCCUCCAGCAUUGGUUAGAGGUGACUGCUGGCUCAUCGAGGGGGAUAAAGGUUAUGUGUGGUUGGCCAUCUGUAGCCAGAACCAGCCACCAUAUGAGACAAUCCCACAGCACAUCAACAACACAGUACAUGAUUUGCGACUUAAUGAGAACAAGAUCAAAGCUAUUUUUUUCACCUCCUUGAGUCGCUUCACAAAUCUGACUGACCUCAACCUCACCAAGAAUGAGAUCUCAUACAUCGAAGAUGGUGCUUUUGCAAGCCAAGCAAAUCUACAGGUUUUGCAACUUGGAUAUAACAAGUUAACCAACCUGACUGAAGGCAUGUUGCGAGGUCUGGGACGCAUGCAAUGUCUUUUCUUGCAGCACAAUCUCAUAGAAGUCAUUGCCACUAAUGCAUUCUGGGAGUGCCCCAGCCUCAGCAACCUAGACCUGUCAUCGAACAAGCUUGCCCGACUAGACCCAUCUACUUUCACUGUGUUGGGCAGGCUCAUGGGAUGCGAGCUUGCAGGAAACCCUUUCCACUGCGGCUGUGAGCUCUACAGCUUCCUUACCUGGUUAGAGGCCUUCAACAAUGUCACACACACCUAUGAUCGACUUCAGUGUGAGACCCCACGGGAGUUGUUUGGCUAUCCAUUGCUGAGUCCCGUGGCUGGGCACGGACGGAGUGCUCGCUAUAUCCUUUCCUCUGUGUGCCGGAAUGGGGUGCGGAUUCCAGGAAUGACAUCUCUGCCACCUGAUCCUGAUUCUUCAGGGAUGGGUCCUGACAUGUUUGACCACUUUAGACCAUACCACCAGCCCACAACUUCCUCCUCAUCUGAGAAUGCAUUUAGUCCCAGCAUCAAACUGCAACAUGUGUCUCUUUCCUCUGCAUCCCUUCUGAUCCAGAUUCCAAAGCCAUACAGCAAGAUGUACAUCCUGGUGCAGUACAAUCAGAGCUUUGUGUCGGUUGUGAGGAACUUGAAGAAUAAAAAGGAAAUGAUCACCCUUAAUAAGCUCAAACCAAACACCAACUACACUUUCUGCGUGGCAUCUAUACGCAAUUCACAGCGCUACAACCACACUUGUUUAUACUUUUCUACCAGAGCUCCAACUCCAGAUGAUUUGAUGCCUCCACCUUCCACGACCACCCACUACAUCAUGACCAUUGUUGGCUGCCUCUUUGGAAUGCUCAUUAUUCUCGGGUUUGUCUACUACUGCUUGCGAAGACGUCGCCGACUAGAAGAGAAAGAAAAAUCCAUUUGUGUGAAGAAGACCAUUCUGGAAAUGCGGUAUGGACCAGAGGUGGCAGCGGCAGUUGCAAAUGACCCCACAGCUAUCCAGAAACUUCAUGAGCAAAGCCACCAUCAGCAUCACCAUGGCAAACUACCCAUGUCCUCCUCAUCCAGCUCUGCCAUGCUUGGCCAUGGUUCUGCCAACACUAGUUCCUCACGUCUGUCUUCCAUUCCUCAAGUAGAGAAAAUGGCAACUGCCUUCUCAGAGGCCAUGGCCUCUAAGGGCAACUAUAUGGAUAUUAGGACCUCUGUAGGAGGAGAUGAAAGGGGGAGAGAUGGAACUGUGUUUCAUGGUGUUCGGGAGGAAGAUCUCAGGGAGGAUGAUGGAAGUGACCUGGGUGAUGAUUCAGAUGAUGAUGGCCGUGGAUCAGCAUCUGAGAUUUCAACAAUUGCAAUGGAGGUGGACAAGGUCAACCAGAUAAUUAACAACUGCAUUGAUGCACUUAAGCUGGACUCUGUUGCAACCUCUACUGUUUCCACCACAGCAAGUGGUCCCACCUCACCCCCACCUACCUCUACCUCCUCUCUGACCAGAGGACUGAUUCCCAUUUCUACUAGUGUCAAUGAUACUUGUCAGGUCCUGCCUUCCCCAAAAAUUCCUCCUCCACCCCCUCGUCCCUUCACAGCUCCUUUGUCCGAGAGACCUGGGAUCACAGGGGGCGGCUUUGUGUCACCGCCAUACCGUCCGCCUCCCCCAGCUACUGCAGUUAGGCCUAUUCAAAGACAGAUGAGUGCCGAUGCAGCUGUCAUUGUCUCUUCUUCCAAGAGGCACUGCCGCCCUUCCAGUGGGAAAGGUCGCGUUUACAGCCUAGAUGUUCCAGAACCCCACAGCCCAGAUCCCUGCCAGUAUCCAGACAAGGGCAGCCCAUUGGGGUGUGGUGAGCCCUUGGAGAGGCUCCCUUUAGUAGGUAGUGGUGGAGGUGGUGGCUGUAGCAUUGAUGGUGGUACUGUAGACGGGAUGGGCCUUCAGCAGCACCUGGAGGUGCACCCAGACUACCACUGUGCAGAACAUCGUCACUCAGUCCCUGCCCUUUACUAUGAGGGCUCUCAUGACUCCCCAGCCCAAAGAGUCUCUUUUCUCAAGCCUCUGUCACGCACCAAGAGAGACGCUGCUUCCUACUCUCAGCUCUCUCCCCGUCCCCACAAUUACUCUGGCUACUCCUCGAGCCCAGAGUACUCCUCUGAGAGCACCUUGCGCAUCUGGGAGCGGUUCCGUCCCCACAGAAAGGGUCCACAUGAGGAGUCCUGUUAUGUAACAGCUGGAAAUGCAUUGCGCAAAAAGGUCCAGUUUGCCAAGGGGGAGGACUUGCAUGACAUCCUUGACUACUGGAAAGGUGUGUCGGCACAGCAAAAGCUGUAAUCUAUGCGACUGCGUGGAAACACAGCGCAGGUCUCAUUCACUGCCUGAUAAACCAGGAGAGAGCAACUGUAGUGAGGAAGUCGGGUUAUGGCUGCAGUAUGCAAAGCGCAGCCAAGUUUGUCAGGGUUUGAGGACAAGUUGCUUUAAUCUGUUUUUGUUACAGUGAGCCAAAAAGAGAGUAAAAGAGCCUGAGGAUACACUAUAUACAUAAGAUAACAUUCAGAGAAAUUAUUUGGAGCACUGACAAUUGUCAUUCUCAGUGAAAAGGGGCGGAUGGGCUUCUCAUUUGCCAAUAAUUGAAAUAAUUGUAUUUUAUUCAUUAUUCAUACAUGUAUUCAUCGUUCAUAUCAAUAGUGAGACCUUUGUAACCUGAGUCCUCAUUCAGCCUGAGGCAGAAUCUCUGUUUAACUCCCACUCAAAUCACAGGCCAUCUCAUUCAUUUGUUAGGCGUGAAUGUAUAUGAGUGUGUGUUUUAAUAGGACAAAAUGAUGCACUGAUUUUCUACAAACCUGUCAAAAGCAGUUCCCCCCUUCCAUAUUGCAGAGACUAUGCACAGGGCAACCAAAUGUACAUUUUAAUAGCACUCCUCAUGUGAAAAAUAAAGGAAUGGAGGGAAGGAAAAGAUAAAAAAUGAAACAGAAGAAUCUCCCUGGGGAGCUUUGGAAUAGUCAGCCAUGUUUGGCAGCUGCUUGCUGUGCUGAGCAAGAUGACAUAAAUAGUGCAAGGGGUGCUAGAGAAAAUACUGUAGAUUUACUAGGGCCUGUGAAAAUGUGUAGAUCUGUGUUUGAGAUUAAACAGACAUAGUUCUGUGCCUCUCUCAUCACUGAUGCAUUAUUAAUAGCAUUACCUUAUCAGAGGUUACCUUGUCACCUGUAUCACAGCAUGAGCACAAAGUGGCUGUUGGCAGUAGAGGUUUAUGUAUUCUGUUCCUCUGCCCUAAGGUCAAUUUAUUUAGUCCAUUAAUUGGCUUUUGGAAGCCUGUUGCUGCCAGCUGAGACAUUCAACAGGCCAAGUGACCUAGACCCUUUUAUGACACUUUUGAACUGAUGCUUUAUAUGACAUGUUUCUCCAGUCUCUUGUUUGUUUGUUUAUUUAUUUAGAUCUCAUAGGACUUUUCAUCUCAUAAUACAUCAUUAAUAGUAUGGUUUGUUGUAAAAAUGACAAACAUUAUUAACUUGAACACCUCUGUCAGCCAUUAUUUUAUUAAUGUCCAGUUAGAUUAGACUGACUAAUUAGCAAUUAGCCAAGGCUAUACCCUUUAGUGUGCAAGGGUAAGCAUCUAAGACCUUCAAUUUGAUUAAAAGAGAUCACUCUUUCUUCUUUUCCCAGAAACCACGUUCAACCUACAGUUUCACAGACCAAUAAACCAAAAUAAAUUGAUUAGUGGCCCUGUGGGAAUAUGUACAUCCGUUUACAAUGCAUUCUCAAGUAUGAAAUGACAGGUGAGAUAUCCAACAGGCACAUGAAAUUAAAUGAAUGGUGUUUACUCAGUGAAGUAUAAUUAUACCCCCACCCCACUCUAAAUAUUCAAUUCAAGUUUAUUUGUAUAGCGCUUUUUAUGAUACAAAUCGUUGCAAAGCAACUUUGCAUUAAGUUUCUACAAUAUUUAGUUGUAAAUACAUGGCUUAAAGGGAUCACCCAAACAUUAAAAUUCUGUACUCAGCCUUGUGUUGUUCCAAAACUGUAUGACUUACUUUCUUCUGCAAAACACAAGAGAUGACAUUUUGAACUGUUUCCAAUCCUCUUUUCCAAACACAUACUGUACAAUGAAUGGGGACUGAGCUCGCAAACUUCAAAAAGGACGCAAAAAAAAUCUUUUUCUCAAAGCUAUUGUGUGUCCUCAGAAGGCUUUGAAUGUAGCAUUCGAGUCAUAUAAACCACUUUCAUGAUACUUUUAUGCUUUUGCAUCCUUUUUGGAGCUUAAAAGCAGCAGUCAUGACUGAUUUUAAUUGCAUGGGAAAGAGCAUGGGAAACUUGUCAGACUUUACAAUUCAUAUGGGUUUGUAACAAAAUGAAGGUGCUUACUUCAUUUUUUUCAAGCUAACUCUGACCUGAGAACUUAUUAACAUCACUUUGUCACAGGCACUUAACUUGACAUCACUACUGGUGAAACAUGUCUGAGAUGUCCAGUUUGAAAAUGAGAUAAAUUACAUUGAAACAGAAUGCAAAUAGCUCAUAUGGGGGUUAGCAUUAGCCAGCAAACCUCUUUUUGCCCCCAUUUUCCAGCAUCAGGUGUUUUUGUGCCUUCAGUAAAAGGGUUCAUUAUUUGACGUAGUACCACAUAAAGAGCCGUUUCUGUAAAUCAUACUAUAUCCCUUUAUUUAAUAAGGGGUUCACUGUAAAUACAUGUUCACAUACCAUCUUUCUUACCAUUUCUCUCGAUUAAGGUUUUUUCUUUGUAAAUAUGUGACAGAUACCUGCCAACAUUGGACAUACACUCAGGCAGAAUGUCUCUUUGGUUCUCUCUUUUUCGGGGGCUUUAAAAAAAAUCAGUCCAAGGAUUUUACAGGAUUCUUAAUGGUUUACACAAGGAGGAACAGCAGCAGCUAUAACAUGUGGAUUAUUAGGGCACUGCUUGUGUACAGAAGAAGUACACUGCUUGUGUAAAGAAGACGUUGCAGAGAAAUAAAUUGGACCCUAAGUGGACAAACUGUUCUCGGGCAACUGAAAUGGACCCAUGAAGGACUGCUACCGGAGGCUUACUGUGACAUUUUCCUUACUUUAUGAACCUGAUUUUAAAACCACUUGGACUGGUCUUAAGGAGCUAACAGUGAACACUCAAUCAUAAAUGACUGUUCAUUUUUAUAAAUUUAUGUUUAUGUUUUUAGAUCUGGUUUUUAUUGUGCCUCCCCUCAUUGACAAAGAAAAAAAGAAAAAAAAAAGACUUUGCACUCCUGUACAAAUGCUUGUCAGACAUUUUUGCUAUGAAUUCGAAAGGGGGAAGUUAUAAUACAAUUGGCAUGGCAUCUGUAAGAUUUUUCUGUUAUGUAUUAUUUGUUUAAGAAAAUGUGUACUUACUGCUUUUUCGUAUCAUACUUUGCUGGGGAGUAAGACUGUGGUGUUCUCUUUUCAAUUUGCUCAAGGUCAAUCUCCUUGAACAUUCCCUCAGUGUUCCCAUUCGUUCAGGACAAACAGACAAUUCAAUUAUUUCAAGUUAAGGUCUCCCUCCACCAAAUCACAUUUUUCUAUCAGACCUUUAUUCAUAUGCUAUUUCAUGAUUUAAUUAAUUCUUUCUUUAUUUUUUCACUUGGCCUUUAACUUUUGACUUUACAAGUCAUGCAUAAUUACCCAGUUCAGCCAAACAACAUGUUUGUUUACUACCCUACUACAGAACUAACAGUCAAAGAUGACACACAUUCUUUAUGCUGAAAUGAUCGCAGUGGAUGGUUGGGGGUCAGAGUUUCACCUCUGGAAUACUGCUGUUUUUUAAGGAGUUGAAUAAUGCAUGUGUCUGUCUCUUCUUCUCAAUCCAGUGUUAAAGUAUCAUUAUAUUCCUGCUCCAUGUUUGCAUCACAGUCAACAUUUUGAUUUUGUUAACAAUUCAACAUUCAGAAGUUCCUGAAAAACCUAUUUUGACCAGUAGUGUCACGUUGACUGUUGUCGAUAAUAGCUCUGGUGGGGAUCUGUAGUGGACUGUUUGUAUUCUAUUACCUAUUAAUUGCAUGACAUAGGAUAUUUAAGAGUGUUGCAUAAUUUAUGUUUGGCCAUAGUGUCAUAUUUUAAUGGCCUUUUUAUACUAAUAGGUUCUUUCUGAAGGCCCUCUGACAAUAGUUGUGUUAAAGAAGUUGGUUGUACUAAGAGUAGAAAAUACUUUGACAUUAAUCAUUGUCAGAUUUCAGCAAUAUUACACAGAGUGUAAAGUGGAUUACUCUUCCAUAGCAGUUUUUACUUUUCUAAGCUCUUUAGCCUCCUCUUAGUGUUAGACACUAUGGAAGGAGAUUGGCUUGAAGAGAGCAAAAGAGAUAUGGUUUAAUGCUUUGAAACAAGAUUUUCACUCCACCCUCCUUUCUUUUUAGUGAUGUUUUAUUAUCAAAUUUUGGGAGGAGCAUGCGCAGGUAAUCAACCCGGCCAAUUCACUAUCAGUAAUUACAGCAAUUACAUCACCACCACGAGAGAGAACCACUAUAAAUAAUCAUAGCAGCCUUACCUUCAUUCUCUCUAGUCUUUCAGCCUCCCUCCACCACUCCGACUCCUCACCAUCUACCCUUUCCUACCGGGAGAGUGCUCUGUGUUUGGGCAAAUGCUGAGCUCGGAGCCCUCUCCCCAGAUGGUUUCCCAGGGUUCUCCGGGUUCUGGAAGAAUUACCAAGUUCAGAGCCCUCUCCUCAGACAGCACGCCAAAUACACAUACUGUACUAUUCUUCUCACUUUAUUAUCUGCAAGGCGAACUCGUAAAACAGCCUUUGAAUUGCAAGAGUGACAGAGGUGAAACUUUUGGAGGUAAUUAACUAGUUCUGACAUAUAAAUCCCCAUUAGUCAUUACUUCUUUUGAAACUAAGGUUGCUUUGAGUCCAAACUCUUCACUUAUGUGUAUUGUUCUCAAUUUGUAUUGAACACAUUUAAAAUCAAUUACUUCUUUUAACAAGAACAGGAUUUAUAUUUAACUGACUUAAUUUCUCAGGACCAAAUAUUGUUUGUCAAGCUUAUUAUUGCCCCCUAAAUCCAAAAAUAACUACAUGCAGUCAACAUGUUCUGAUGUGUCUUUGAAGGUCCUCCUCGUUGGCUUUGCCCGCCUUUGUUCAUGCUUAAAAGAAGCCUGGAGAAAAUCACUCCGAGGGUCUCUGGAGUCAGGAUAAUUGUGCCUCUUUUAUAAAGCUUUUAAGUCUAUUCUCCCUCUUCAUGCAGAAGAGCACCACACUGGCAUGUUUUCCCUCUGAUAUUUUCCUCUUGCUUGUUCUUUUCUCUCAGAUGUUCUCUGAAUUCUGUUUUGACGGCGAGGUGGAAAACAUGGCAGGAUUGCGAGGGACAGGCUGCAGGAUGGAUAACCGCAAUUGUUUAGAACUAGAGGAGACAAUAAAAGGGCCAGUUUCUGUGCUUCUCCAACACGCAGCCCAGGGGCUUUGAGAAAUAACAAAUAAUUAAGAAAUAAAUCUUUAUAUUAAACUGUGAUGGAGAGACAAAAGCAUGCGUUGAGUGAAGAAGCAAGUGCAGAAGAGAGGGGUUAACUCUGAACGAGCUCAUCAAAGUGAGUCAGAGAAUGUAUGAUGAUGAAAAACACUCAGGAGCAGGAGGAGACAGUAAAUCAGGGCUGAUGAUGCGGCAAGUGUGUAGGAGUACUUUGAGAGUAGAGAGGAUCAGAGUAUGCAAGCUGCAUCAACCUGAUGAUGAAUGAAUAAACAACAUUCCCAAACAGUAACGUUAUGAAGGGAGAAAAGCCUACCUUAGAUGAUUAGAUAAUUUAAAUCCAAAUGUCAUUGGUUCAUUUCAAAGGGAUAAUUCACCCACCAAAAAAAAAAACAAAAAAAAUUUGUUUUUUGUUUGUUUUGUAGCUUAAAAGCAGUGGUCACUAAGGAAAAAGCUGUGUGAAGAUUUUUUUUUUUUUAAAUAUCACUUUUUUGUUGUUGUUCCACAUAAAAAAGAAAGUUAUUUCCCAUUUUGGAAAGUAAAUAAUGACAGAACUGUCAUCGGAUGAACUAUCCUUUCAGCUUCACACUCUCCUCUCAGAAAUCGUGGGAAAUGUUUAAAGUACACGUGGGAAUGUCAAAGGAGCUAACUAGGAUUUUCCCAGCGAUUCACAAUAGGAGAUCACACCAGUUAAUCCUGGGUACUGUUUCAUCCCUCUCCAUCACUCACUUCUCAAUUAACUCCAGACUCCAUCAGCCUGAUGUCUUUUCUUUCACUCGUUCCCUCUGUAGUCUCACUCUCUGUCUACAGACCAACAUAUCAAGAUAUCUCUGGAGCAUUACUCCUAUAUUCAGAUAGCAGUUUAAUGUGCUGUGGAGAGGAACAGAGGACAUUUAAUGAAUCCAUAUAUUUAAAGGUGCACUAAUACCUUGUUUUUUUGCUGGCUGUAGUCUAACAGUUGUGUUGGACUUUAUACCAUUAUUUUCUUGCAAGUGUCCGACAAUAGAGAGAAAAAGAAAAUGGUAUUUGACAAGUGUGAUGGGGACCUCCAUAUAUAUAUAGCAUAGAGGGGCUUUAGGCACUAACGAACAGAAAGCACAACUUAUAGAGUGUUUUUUUAUGCAUAAAUUGCUGAGGAUUCAAUGAAUGUGACUUACAGCCUGAUUUUGGCCCUUUGUAAAGCGGGCAGUUUGGAGGGGUGGUGUUUAGGUAUACUCUGUCGUUCAUUUGAUUAUUUUUACAGUCAAUUUGUACACUCAAAUAAUGGCUCACAUAAUGUAUUUUUUGCCGAACCUGAGGGUAAAAUGUUCAAAAGGGUGACAAGGGCCUUUUGUGUUUCAUGUUGUUUUGUUUUAAUCCUCCAGUAUAAUAAUCUCCUCACAUGAUGUUGGCAUGCGUUUGGCUGGUCUGUCUCUGUUUUCUUGAGCAUCUUUGAGCCUUCACCUGUCCCAAAAUAUGGCUCAGGAAUAUAUAUGACAAUUAUUAACUUGCAUCUUCUUUUAUUCUCUUUUGCUUUAUUAGCCCUCCUUUCACAAAUAUGAUUUCCUGUUCCAAAAAAAAAAAAAAAAACAGGAGGUAAAUAGUAGACAAAUAGCUAUAUUUGUGAAUUUCAAACUUUGUAAAAAGAUGUUUUUUGUCACUGAAGUUGUAGUUGUAAUUGUUAUUACUAUGUUUCGGGGUGGGAGGUUCCGGGCGAUCUUAGGGUAACAUGUUGUAUAGAUUUGUACUGGGUUAAUGCAGUGAUCCACGUUAUCCUGAUCUGAUUCAAACUGAGACCAGAGAAAGUGGCAGAAAAAAGAAACAAAGUGUUAUGUUUGCAUGAAUUCCUGUAUUUUUCAAAGAGAUAAAUUAUAUUGUUGUGUAUACUGAGUGGAUAUGUUGCAAAUGAAGCAAAAAUUAGGCAUUGAAGUAUUGUCAGAACAUGCAAUCAUUUUGAGGCAUCAUACUGAGGUUUAUUCAUAUCUCAAUGAUGCUGAACUGUCACUGAAAUACUUAUUACAGUUUUAAACAAAGAAAAAGCUGCCUGAAACAAUGCCAUGGGAAAGCUUUGUAUUCUGCCAAAAAAAAAAAAAAUUGGAUUCUUUGGUCAGUCUUGUUUAGUGCCAAAAUAAGAUCUUUAUCACUUCUCUGCAAUGAAAAAGAAAAGCGAGAUCCUAGCUGGGUCAAUUCAUCCUGUGUAAAAUUCAGUGCUGCCCAACAGACUCCAGAUCAAUAAAUGAGAGUAUAUGGCACAUCCACUACAUUAACCUUGCAGGUGUCCCACAGUAGCCCCUCGCCUCUGCUGGAGAAAAACAUUCUCCCGUGCACAGCUGCUCAUUGGAUCAAUGAUAAAGUAAACAUCAGCGAAUAAAUGUUUCAACAUUUUUGAGAAGUCAGUGGGUGGAAUAGUCCAUGGGCAGUGAAAGAGAGCUACUUAGAUAGGGGCUGGUCUGUUCGGGAGGGUGGAGUCUCUGGAGGCUGUAAAGUAUGACAUUUUCUAUUUGGCCCGACUGAAAGAAGAGGCAUGCAUAGAUUAUUUAAGGCAGAGAGGCCACAACAGCGUGUCUUGAGCCAAACCACAACACCAAGCUAAUCAUGUCUGAACUCUUGCCAAUGGCUCUUCAGUUCAUUCUCCUCUUAGAGCACUAUAUAUACACAAAUAAUAGACUAUAUAUAUAUAACAUUUUAUUGAUCGAGGCUAUUAAGAUUCUGAAAAAGGCAUAAAUGUGAGAGAAAAAAAUAGACAUUCGAUUGCUUUUGUUGAAGUGGAAACCAAAGCUUUUCCAUGGCAACACACAAAACAUCUCCAACUGUGAGUGAGCUUUAUAACAGUUUGAUAUUGGACAUCAUAAGAAGCUGAGCCUUCAGCUACAGGAUUUAAUAGAAUUGUAAAUUAAUUUCAGCAAUUUUAAAGAGCCUCGCCCACAAUCAGAUGUCUGCUGUAUAUUUCUUUACAUCUCUUUUUUUCUAAGGAAUGGAUCUCAAAAAGGACACAAUUUCUUUGAUGUGAGAAAAAAAAGCCUCUGAAAUGGUCUAAUUACAUUUAUUUUGCUGAUAAUUAUAUCCUACAUCUUCACCACAAAUUCUGUACAAAAGAUCUAUUUCUAUAUUUGCAAUAAAUUUGUAAUAAAAAAGCUGCAGAUUUCAAGUAACUUGAAAAUACAUUGA
Cyprinus carpio (common carp) is the source of this 11707-nucleotide messenger RNA. Its product is annotated as protein phosphatase 1 regulatory subunit 29-like. NCBI's taxonomy places the organism in Eukaryota, Metazoa, Chordata, Actinopteri, Cypriniformes, Cyprinidae. Gene Ontology annotation, cellular component: plasma membrane. The record is from RefSeq and is a predicted model, not a curated record. Gene Ontology annotation, molecular function: protein binding. The transcript has 4 exons. Bases 795 to 3497 code for a protein of 900 amino acids.